AUGCGCUCCUCCCCCCCGUCACCUUGCAUCCUCUUGCCAUCGCAGCUUCUCUUCCGCGCUACUCUUGGGUUCUCAACGCUCCUUCCUUCCUAUCUCCCCCUCAAGCUCGUGUGCAUCACUGUGGGUUUUCCUGCCCGUGGUGCAGCUGCUGUGUUAUCUUCUGCCAUCUCCUGUCCCUCCCCCAUCCCCUAUUCAGUGCUUCCUCUAGCCCGCUCGCUUGCCUGUGCUUGCCCUGCCAGCACCACUGCAGCUUCGGAGAUGGCGUGUCUGCAUCCUCUUGCCUACUCCCCCCCUCCCCCAUCCCAGUACGAGGCUCGGGGCCGGGUGGUACCUGCCUGCCAGGCCUGCUUCCUCUUCCACUCCCUCCCCUCCCCCACCCGCUUAGGGGGGGCUCUGGAGUGUAACGCUCGUCCAUUCCGUGCUUCUUUCCAGCCCGUUUCCUUUGCCGUGGCUGCCUUGCCAGCACCACAGCAGUUUAAGAUUCGCGAAGCAGUGGAAUAUCAGACAACUCACUUCUCUUUUGUCUCCAUUCCUGCACGCUUCCACCGUUUCUACUCAUCUGCGUCCUUUGCCAUCUCCCGCCUCCCCCCAUCCCCAUACGGGGCACUGGGGACUAACGCUUUCCCCUUCUGUGCUUCCUUCUACCCCGUUUGCUUGUUGCGGAGCCUCUUCCCUGCCUGCUUGCACCUGCCAGGACGGGAAGCAAUGUCGUUCAGCUUAUGA
Molecule: messenger RNA, 723 nt
Organism: Closterium sp. Naga37s-1
Lineage: Eukaryota; Viridiplantae; Streptophyta; Zygnematophyceae; Desmidiales; Closteriaceae
Source: the annotation of a GenBank genome assembly